Messenger RNA from Zophobas morio, 3764 nucleotides. RefSeq names its product YTH domain-containing family protein 3 (gene Ythdf). The transcript is spliced from 8 exons. The coding region runs from base 209 to 2080 and encodes 623 amino acids. The record is from RefSeq and is a predicted model, not a curated record. Gene Ontology annotation, biological process: mRNA destabilization. Gene Ontology annotation, cellular component: cytoplasm. Lineage: Eukaryota; Metazoa; Arthropoda; Insecta; Coleoptera; Tenebrionidae. Gene Ontology annotation, molecular function: N6-methyladenosine-containing RNA reader activity; mRNA binding.
CGCACGCCGCUGCGCAGUAAUCGCGGUUACUAAGCGCCAUUGUUGGACGGAUUGACUAUUUUCUAAAAAUACCUCUGUAAAAGAACUAAAAUAAACAUUAAACUGGAGUUUUUAGUGUAAGUGGCUAAAAAUCGGAAAAUUAGUGCAAUAGUGUGGGUUAUUUUUCGUUUGACUUUAAAGUGCGAAAAACAAUAGAACAGACUAGUCAAUGUCAGCAGGCGUGUCAGAUCAGCGGAUGAAAGGACAGGGAAAUCAAGUGUCCAAUGGCCCUAAAGAACAGCUAGGAGCGGGAGAAGGCGCUAGCGGCUCGGAGGAAUUUGAACCAUGGAGGUCCCAGCAGCAGAACUCGGCCGCUCACACAGCCUAUCCAUCAGUCCCCAUUUCAAGUGCGACAGAUUUGUACAAUAUGAGCACGGCAGGAUACUACGGCAGUGGAGGCACUUAUCCAUAUCAGGCGUACGGUGUGGGAGACGGGACAUGGUCGAACGGUACGGACCCCAUGACCUUUCUGAGCGGCUAUCCGCACGAUUCCUACUCAAUGGACGGGAUGUUCGGCCCGUCCACCACCUUCUCGACGCCGACGGCGUUCGGGCAGCCGUCGUCCUUCAACUACUUCCACAGCAACGGAGACUACAGCACGUGGGGCAGCCAGCUAGGUGGCCAACGCAAGUACGAAGACUACUACAGGGAUCCGUCAAACAUGUACACUCAGGCUGUGCCAGAUUCGAUAAAAAGCGUAGAGCAGGCCAUGCAAAUACUAGACAUAAAGUCGUCGUCGGACUCGUCUAAGGAGCCCCUCGGCCAGGCGAAGAAGACGACGUGGGCGAGCAUCGCCAGCCAGCCGGCCAAACCCCAGCUGACCGUGCAGAACCAGGGACUGAAGAAGAAGGGCCCCGGGAUGCCGCCGGGGCCGAUCGUGCCCGGCAAGCACAACAUGGACAUCGGCACGUGGGACACGAACAAGAGCACGCCGCCGCAGCUGCCGAUCGUCAACAGCACGGCGAAGAGCAUAGCGCCAGCGGCGGCGGCGGCGGCGGCCGCGAUGAGCGUCAGGCCCGGCUGGAACGGACCGCCGACGACGAGGCCGGCGCCGCCGGCAGCGCCGAGGCCCGGACCGCCGCAGCACCCGAUGCAGUCGUACCAGCCGCCGGCGAUGAUGCAGCCGCACCUGCCGCCGCCGGUCAGCAUGCCGAACAUGCACACGGGUCUCAUGCCCGCCCCCGGCGGCCCCAUGCCCAUGAUGGUGACGGCGGCGGCGCCCACCCACCCCGUCUUGGACGAGCUGCGCGGCAAGAACAACUACAACCCGGGCGAGUUCGACCUGACCGCCCCGAACGCGCGCUUCUUCGUGAUAAAGUCGUACUCCGAGGACGACAUCCACCGGAGCAUAAAGUACGAGAUAUGGUGCAGCACCGAGCACGGCAACAAGAGACUCGACCAGGCGUACCGCGAGCGCGAGGGCAACGGUGCGGUGUACUUGUUCUUCUCAGUGAACGGUUCGGGCCACUUCUGCGGCAUGGCCCAGAUGGUGUCCGCAGUCGAUUACAACGCGAACAGCUCGGUGUGGUCGCAGGACAAGUGGAAGGGCCAGUUCAAAGUGCGCUGGAUCUACGUUAAGGACGUUCCGAACGUGCAGCUGCGGCACAUCCGCUUAGAGAACAACGAGAACAAGCCGGUGACGAACAGCAGGGACACGCAGGAGGUGCCGCACGCGAAGGGCCUCCAGGUGCUGAGGAUCAUGCACUCGUACAGGCACUCGACGUCGAUAUUCGACGACUUCGUGCACUACGAGAAGCGCCAGGAGGAGGAGGACAGCAGGAAGCAGCCGCCGCACAAGGACAACCACCACGACGCGGGAGGACCGGGCGGACACGGGACGAGGGAGCACAGGGAGAGGGGCGAGCACAGGGGCGGCGGCGGCGGCGGAGGCGGAGGAGGCGGCGGCAGGAACCACGACAGGGAUCAGGACAGGGAGAACCACAGGCAGGGGGGACACCGCAACAACGAUCACCACGGGGGACAUCAUAAAGACCGCGGAGACAGCAAUCGGGGUCGCGGCGGCCGAGGCGGCCGCAACUAAAGUAUAACUAAAAAAAAAAAGAAGAAGAAGAGAGUAAAAGAGUAAAAUAUUACAUCAUAAUAAAAGUAUAAAAGAAUAAAGAAAAAAAUAACACAUUGUUAUGGCUGCUCUUUACUGUAGUGUUAUAAUCUAUUACUAGCUUGUUAUUUCAUAUACUUCACAUAGACGGUAUCAGAUUAGUUGUCCGUACUCUGAUGGUUUUCGCAUCGCUCUAGUUUAGACGCCCCCCUCCCUCCCCCCGUUUAUUUCUUCUAAACUCAUUAUGAUAAUAAUUUGCUUAUAACAUGUUGCUUUGAAUGAGAUAAUGACCGAUUAAGUUAAUUGAUGUGUAUUCGCCUAAGAAAAAAGUUUCAGUGCAUCCUCUGGGUCUAUGUGGUGUUGCUAUUUUAAAUAAAAAGCAAAAAAGCUCGAAAAAAAUUCCAAUUAAUUUGUACAUGUGGGUUUUCAAUUGAAUUUUUAAAUAUCGACUCUAACUGAAAGGUAUAUGGAUUCUAGUAAUAUAGUUGUAUAAAUAAAGAAAAUAACAAAGUUAGUGGCCCCCCACUCUUCGGAUCGGGCUGAUAUGCAAUCAAAAAUAUAUAUAGUAGUGCAGUGCUCAUUUGAUUUUACUGUCGAGUGGACUCUUUAAUAAAUUAAAUUGUAAUAUAUAACUAGAAGAACGUUGCGAGGUAGUUGAAUUAAUUAAAAGUGUUGAUUUAUCCGGACUAAUUUCUGAAUCAGCAGCGGGACGUCGAAGAGUCGAAGAUCCACGAAGAAAUUCAACACUACUUUCCGAACACUCUGAAGCUGUGAAAGUGAUAAUCGAGCGCUACAGGACAAAUAAACAAAUUGGCUAAAAGUUUCGUUUCUUGACGGACAGUGACGCGUUUGUUUGUAUAUGUUACAGUUUUAUGAUGUUUUUCAAUUUUGUAAUCGUAAUUAUUAAUCUUGUAGGAAAUGAACUAUGUGCAGUUUUUAUUAAGAUAUUUGUUAAAAGAUGAAUAGUUUAAAGCGAGGCUAGAAAACCCGCGAAUGCUAUGUUUAGACUUUUCACUCGAAUUCAUUUCGCCCCACCAAAUUUGUGUAAAUAAUUAUUGCGAGCGAGCGAGAGAGAGAUAGAUGUCGCGGAGGAGUAAUUUAAUAAAUGUGUACAUUAGAGACAAUAUUGCGUUUUAUAGGUGCUACUUUUAUAAGGAACUUUUAUUCGUUGUCGAUUUCUGACGUUCAGUACGAAGAUGAACAUAGCAUUUGGUUUUCGUCGUCUAUUUGUACACUGUGCCUAAUAUAUUAGACUGAUGCACCGAGUGCAUUGUGAUUGUAUAAAAUAUAUUGAUUGAUUGAUUGAUUGUGUGAUCCGAACAGUGGGCAUCCUCUGUUGAUAGCUACAUCAUCAAUAAAAGAAACAUCAAUUAUGACAUUGGAGGUUUCUUUCUUUGUUCGUUCGUUCGUUCGGCCCAUCCUCGAUACGUGCAUAUCGACGACAGGUUUUCCUAUAUACCUACAUUUAUAUUCAUUAUAUAUAUAUUUUUCUCAUCAUUAUUGUUAACACUUUUUAUUUUUUCUUGCGAGUCUUGUUGGAAGACUUUUGAACUUGUUUAUUUUCUCAUUAAGUUGUGUAGCAAUAUUACAUAUACAUAAUUAUUUCUCCUAUAACUAUAUUUAUGAUAAUUUGUUAUAAAUACAGUCUAUGAAGGUAACAGUUGGA